Asterias rubens (European starfish) is the source of this 1372-nucleotide messenger RNA. RefSeq names its product alpha-N-acetyl-neuraminyl-2,3-beta-galactosyl-1,3-N-acetyl-galactosaminide alpha-2,6-sialyltransferase-like. The coding region runs from base 7 to 1254 and encodes 415 amino acids. NCBI's taxonomy places the organism in Eukaryota, Metazoa, Echinodermata, Asteroidea, Forcipulatida, Asteriidae. The transcript is spliced from 4 exons. The record is from RefSeq and is a predicted model, not a curated record. Gene Ontology annotation, molecular function: sialyltransferase activity.
UGUAGUAUGCUCUUCUUUGCCUCAUUCUACUCCUUCAUCAUCUGCUUCUUCUUCUACUACUACGUAGACACCACUGGCGGUGGUGCGUCGCAAGGGGGCGCUGCCUUCUUUGCCCGUGGGCCACUGUCGUGUCCCUUCCCACGAUGCUACCCUCACCUCUUACGGAAGAUUCCUAAGAAUGAGACAUUUCAGAAGCACAGACAGCAAAUGAUGGUGCCGAUAUCAGUACCAGAUCAUAAGCCAUUUGAACUCAGAUGUCGCACAUGCGCACUCGUCACCAGCUCUGGUCAGCUCUUGGGGAAAAAUGCAGGAAAGGACAUAGACGCUGCCGAGUGCGUCAUUCGCAUGAACGACGCCCCCACGCGGGCAUUUGAAGCAGAUGUUGGCUCACGAACCACGGUGCGUGUGGUCGGCCAUUCAAACUUCCGUCCCACCUUCCAGAACAAACCGUCCAACCAGAAAGUUCAUUUUAUGUACGAGAGGACGAAAUCGGACAAUGUGAUCAUAGCGUGGUUGUACAACACCAACGUGUACAAGAAUCCAGCCUAUAGGUUGAUUCUGAACUAUUCUCAGCUGUAUAAGAAUGUUAGCUUCUUCAUGCACACUCUAGCCAUGAUGAGAUACAACAAUGAAGUAUUCCAUAACGAGACUGGCAUCACCAGGACCCAAGCUAAGACGUGGUUGACCACUGGUUGGCACACAAUGCUAUUAGCAUUGGAUAUGUGCGAGGAUCUCACAGUAUACGGGAUGGUAUAUGGCGACUAUUGCUUAGAAAACCCAAAUGAUGCCACACCAUACCAUUACUAUGGCAACACGGGAAACAACACACGCACCGAGUGUGGCUACUACAUGAAGAGUGAAGAACGUCUGACCAGCGGUCAUCUGUUCGUCACGGAGAAAUUCAUCUUCGGUCGUUGGGCUCAGAAAUACAACAUAAAGUUCCUUCAUCCCGUCUGGAAAUCCAAGAUCUACAACCAGUCCAACCUUGACUCACCUUUUAUGAAACUCUAUCGCGAAAAGUACGGCCCAGUGCGACAGAACAGAACUAAGCAUGCAGACAAAACCGUACCUUCGGAUAAACUUAGCAGAGUUCAUAAUAAUAGCGGCGACGGUUCCUCAGGGGUCAAUACUAGGUCCCCAAAUCGAAAUGUCCCGGAUGAAGUGGAUAACAUUGAGGAUAAGGACUAUGCUUUUCUGAUGCUCGGAGGACGUGGCAAGUCUAAGGAAUAUCAUGAAACGGUUACUGGAAGUUGAUGAAAAGUGUGAUGGGGAGUCUGUGUCUAGUCGUAUCUUCCAUCACGAUGCAGCCAUUUUGGUUUUCUUCCAUAAAUCCAUUCAACCAAGCUGAGGCUGGAAGUGAUAGUCUGGUGCC